AUGUACCGCUUGUGUGUGAGUGGUUUGCUUUUCUUCUUGGUGGUCUGCUCUGCUGAGACGAAGCUCGAGGAUAUUUCCGACGAGAACCUGCACAAGAGCUUGGAAACUGAGCCCUUUGUCAUUGUUUUGUUCCUGGACUCGAAGACUUGCGAUGAACAGUGCGAGAUGGCGGAGAAAGUGUUGGUGAAGAUUCGGGAAGACCUCGUGGACGCCCUGUCGGUGUGGGUGACGAAGACCUGGGACUCUCCGCACUUGGCAGAGUUCGGCGUGGAUUCCACACCCGCAGUUGUGUUCUUUCGUAGGAAAAAUCCAAUGGUUUAUGACGGUAAGCUGAGAAUAAAUUCGAAAACCCCGCGGGUAUCGCGAAGUUGUGCUUUCGAUGAGGAUGAAAUGUACGAAUUCUUCACUGCGAACCGGGAGCCGACUUAUCUUCGAUCGUUGAAUGAUGAUACUUUCGAGCACUUGACGCAGGCUUCGAGCGGGGCGACCACUGGAGACUGGCUUGUGAUGUUUCACACGGAGCAAUGUGAGGCAUGUCCUGGAGUCAGAGCCAAACUCGAAACAGUUGGUGCGAGGGUAAAGGACAGAAUGACUGUCGCUCUUGUGAACAGAGACAAGGAUGGAGCUGUUACUGGGCGCCGGUUCAAAGCAUAUGCUGACCCCACUUUGAUAUUGUGA
This is a messenger RNA of Notodromas monacha, 678 nucleotides long. The record is from the annotation of a GenBank genome assembly. Lineage: Eukaryota; Metazoa; Arthropoda; Ostracoda; Podocopida; Cyprididae.